Molecule: messenger RNA, 1990 nt
Organism: Rana temporaria (common frog)
Lineage: Eukaryota; Metazoa; Chordata; Amphibia; Anura; Ranidae
Gene: IL1R1
Product: interleukin 1 receptor type 1
Exons: 11
Coding region: 138-1835 (565 amino acids)
Biological process (GO): signal transduction
Molecular function (GO): interleukin-1, type I, activating receptor activity
Source: RefSeq, a predicted model, not a curated record
GUCGAAAUCUGCAGCCUCUCCUCCCUCACAGGAAGAGUAGUAUUUCCAGCACUGAGGCCGGACAUGAACACAGAGUACAGGAACAGUGCGAAGCACUGAUACUCUACAGGGAUGUCUGCUCUGUCCAGGACCAGCCGAUGACACCAAGGUCCCAUCAGAUACAGGAGAUCCAUAAAAUGUUGGGACAGCUAUUUAUUUUUUUAUUUCUUAUUAGUCCAAGUCACUCUUGUUUGUUGUCAGAUAAAAAAGCUGAAGAAACUUUAGUCCCUUAUGGAGAACCAUUUUUUGUCAGAUGUCCACUUGAACCUCCAAAGUCCAAUAACAGUUACAACAUAACCUGGUUUAUAAAUGGCUCAAAUACAGAAAUUUCCACAAAUCUACAGGCAAGAAUUCAUCAAAAUAGCAACUACCUGAAGUUUUUUCCUGCGAGGCUGGAAGAUUCAGGCUUUUAUUUAUGUGUGUACAGAGAUACAAAAGAAUGUCGGCAAGAGGUCUUAGAAGUGAACGUGUUUCAGAAUGAUAAUGGUUUGUGUUAUAAAGAGGAAGCAUUGUACACUUAUCGACAUUUCAGGGACAAAUCAUUGGUAAUUGAAUGUCCAUUUGUUACUGAAUAUGUUGAUGCUGCGACUGCACAGUUCCACUGGUUUAAGGAAUGCCAGCCCUUGAAUAUGACAACGGACAAAUAUCUUAUAACAAAUCAGUUAUUGAGCAUCACAGAUGUAAUUCCACAAGAUAACGGACAUUACACAUGUGUAACGUCGUUUAUACACAAUGGGACAAACUAUAACAUCUCACGUUCCAUCGCUAAUACCAUACAGGAAUUACCUCUUACAGCCAACUUGAAACCCAAUAUAUUGUAUCCAACAGAUAACUUCAUAGAUGCAGAGUUAGGAACUUCUGUUACUGUAACCUGUGCAGCUCUGUUAAGUAGAAACCUUGAUUUGAUCUGGAGGUACAAUGAUUCUUUUAUUAGUGACUAUUCUGAUGAUGGCAGAGUGAUAGAUGGAAUACUACAAUAUGAAGCAGUCAAAGAUGGAGAAAAAGUGGAAUGCCGAAAUAUAACCUUUUCAAGUGUUAAAGAAGAAGAUUAUGGUCUACGAUUUUAUUGUUAUGCUGACUCUAUUUCAGCAUAUAGUCAGGCAUUUUUUAUACUGAAACGACCAGGUCCUAAUUUACAGGGACUCUUGAUUGCAAUAUUUGUGACAGCAGCGUUUUUAAUUAUUUCCACUAUAAUCAUCAUUAAACUUUUUAAAGUUGACCUCGUUCUUUGGUACAGGAGUUCCUGUUUUUCCCAUCCUCACCAAAAUGAUGGCAAGAUGUAUGAUGCCUACAUUAUGUAUCCAAAAAAUGCCAUAGGAAACAGUGCAUAUGACAUGGACUUAUUUGUGCUUAAGUUGCUUCCUGAAGUUCUUGAAAAGCAGUGUGCUUAUAAACUGUUUAUUUUUGGAAGAGAUGAUUUACCUGGGCAAGCAAUUGCAGACCUAGUUGAUGAAGCCAUUUCACAAAGCAGAAGACUGAUCAUUGUCCUGGGACAGGUUUCCAAUGAAAGUAACCUUGGAGUAGACUUUGAACAAAAAAUCGCCAUGUAUGAUGCUUUGAUCCGGAAUGAAAUAAAAGUAAUACUGAUUGAGAUGGAAAAAAUAACUGAUUGCACUUUCAUGCCAGAGUCCAUUAAAUAUAUCAGACAGAAACAAGGUGUUGUCCGAUGGAAGGGGACAUUCACAGAAGCUUCACUAUCUCCAAACACAAGGUUCUGGAAAAAUAUACGAUACCGGAUGCCUCCAGCUCCACGUCAUUCUGACAAAGAUUUGGAUUACAUAAGCACAGAGAAUUAAUGACAAUGAUAUGAUGUUGUAUGAACUAAGACAACUCUAAUUUCAAGUUACACUAUAAGCGUACAUUCAUGAAGAAUUCUUCAAAAUAUGGACACAUUACUGAAUACAGUAUUAAACCUUUAACUGGCAUUUAUUAAAGUUUAAGUUUAGUUAAA